AGCACCUUGAGUGAUGCCCAAGAAGUUCCAAGGUGAAAAUACCAAGUCGGCUGCUGCCCGCGCAAGGAAAGCUGAGGCAAAGGCAGCAGCCGAUGCCAAGCGCCAGCAGGAGCUGGAAGAUGCCUACUGGAAGGAUGAAGACAAACACGUGAUGAGGAAGGAGCAAAGGAAGGAGGAAAGGGAGAAGCGGCGGCUGGAGCAGCUGGAGCGCAAGAAGGAACUGCAGCGUCUGCUGGAGGAGGAGGACUCGAAGCUGAAGGGGAAGUCGCCCAAGCAGGUCACUCCGGGCAAGGUCACCAGGGCCCAGAUUGAGGAGACGAUCAGGAAAGACCAGCAGCAGAAGGAGAACGCAGACACAGUGGAGAAGGAGAAGACCCACUUGGAGGUUCCUUUGGAGGAGAACAUCAACAGAAGGGUUUUGGAGGAAGGAUCAGUAGAGGCCAGGACAAUUGAAGAUGCCAUUGCUGUCCUCAGCGUUGCCAAUGACCUGGACCGGCACCCGGAGCGCCGCAUGAAAGCUGCCUUCACCGCGUUUGAAGAGGUCAACCUGCCCCGCCUGAAGCAGGAGAACCCGAACAUGCGCCUGUCCCAGCUCAAGCAGCUCCUCAAGAAGGAGUGGAUGAAGUCUCCAGAAAACCCCAUGAACCAGAGGCACAAGGCUUACAACAGCCACAAGUAGAACUAGAGCCCAUCGCCCCGCCGCAGACAGUGGGCCGGAGCCGCAGGGCUUUGCUCCCAUGAAACGGGAGGCCCCCGGAGCCUCCUGUCCUUCGUUUCCCUUCCCUGCCCUCCCUUUUCUGUCUUUCCCUCUUCUCGGAUUUAGGCGCCAGGCUGCCGCUCACGCUGGGGCCCUGCGGCCUCCUGCUGCCCUCCCUGCCCUCCCGGCCCCUCCGCGGGCGGCUGGCGCAGAGGGACCUGGAUGGACUAACGCUACCUUUGGGCUUUUGAAUGCGGUUGUUGCGUUAGGGAAAAGCUGCUGACUUGCGUGCGGAUCUGCAGCAUGGGCCGUGCCCCCACAGGGCCCGUUUGCGCUGCUGCCUGCUGAGGUAGAGAGCCCCCUCGCUGCCUGGCACCCCACAUUUAACCCCCUCUCCCAGCCCGUGCGUUCCCCCCGUCGCUACCGUGGCUGCACCGCACCCUCAUCUGCAGGAGUCACCUACCAGCACGAGGCAGGCACCUGCUUUCUGCUGCUUGUGUCACGUUUGGCACCAGGAUGUUCCUGAGGAGAUUCCAGGCUCGGAUUGGUGCCGACCCCGUGUCCUGGCAGCCUCUUGGUUGAGUUUUGCCUGGCAGAGUGCAGACGGGGAGGAGGAGCCGCCGCGGGAGCAGCAGCGCCCAGCGCAGUGUUGCGUGGAAGAGCCAUCUCCUGCAGCCCCUGCGAGACAGGGGGGCUGCCACAGCUCCCCAGCCCGUCCCCUGCAGAGCCAGACUUCUGUGUCCCGUCCCCGGUGGCCUCGCAGCACGCGUGGCGAGUCCCGGGCUGCCUGUGUCACUCGUGGGACCGGCGGGUCCCUCGUGGAGCUGCGACCAGCAGCGUGCAAGACCCGUGCAGGAAAGGGAGCUGCUGCUUCUCCCACCACA
Nothoprocta perdicaria is the source of this 1581-nucleotide messenger RNA. It is a transcript of the gene CCDC124, whose product is annotated as coiled-coil domain containing 124. The record is from RefSeq and is a predicted model, not a curated record. Bases 14 to 679 code for a protein of 221 amino acids. Lineage: Eukaryota; Metazoa; Chordata; Aves; Tinamiformes; Tinamidae. The transcript is spliced from 4 exons. Gene Ontology annotation, biological process: transcription by RNA polymerase II. Gene Ontology annotation, cellular component: nucleus. Gene Ontology annotation, molecular function: transcription coactivator activity.